Molecule: messenger RNA, 2229 nt
Organism: Cornus florida
Lineage: Eukaryota; Viridiplantae; Streptophyta; Magnoliopsida; Cornales; Cornaceae
Product: AAA-ATPase At3g50940-like
Exons: 2
Coding region: 497-2008 (503 amino acids)
Molecular function (GO): ATP binding; ATP hydrolysis activity
Source: RefSeq, a predicted model, not a curated record
CUUCAUUAGUUCAUUUCACAAUUCAACCCGCAUAUAUAAUGGAGUAAUAUAUUCGAAGCUGAAAUGACUUCUGACCAAUCCAAGUCAAGAGAAAUUACAAUGAAAUGACAAACAAGAAUGUAAGAGCCAAAGACUCCAUUGCUAGACCUUUACUCUACUCACAGAGUCUUUCCGUUCUCCACACUACGAGAAACCAAAGACUUUGAUAAAGAAAAUGAAACCAGAACCCAACAAACCCCAUUUUCACGUCACGCCUCAAUUCCAGUUUUUUCCUUCACAAUCCAUUUCAUUUGAUCUUCAAAUCCAUACUUUCUUUGCGUAACCAAUUCAUUUGAUCUGAGUGAGAGACACGAACAAAGAUCAAACCCCAAAACACUAUUUUCAGUAAUCAAACCAAGACCAGAACCAGAACUUGUUCUCUUUCGCAAUCAUCAAAAAACCCUAAACCCCAAUUAUCAAAAAUCCCACAAAGAAUCGUUCAAUCUAAACCAAACCCAUGUUGGCAAACAUCCAAAUGCCCUCCGCAAAAUCCGUGAUCUCGGCGGCAGCCUCCAUCUCCGCCACGGCGGUGGUGGUCCGCUCCGUCGCCAGAGACUUCCUCCCGUAUGAAUUCCAACACUUUCUGCUCAUCAAAUUCCGCCACUUCCUCACCACAUUCUCAAACCAACUCACCAUUGUCAUCGACGAAUUCGAUGGCCUCAACUCCAACCAACUCUUUAGAGCCUCCGAGCUCUACCUGGGCACCAUCAUCACCCCCUCCACCAAACGCUUCCGAGUCACCAAACCCGAAAAAGAAAACAAAAUCAACGUUUCCAUGGAGCGAAACCACGAGCUCACAGACACAUUCAAUGGGUUUCAAUUGAAAUGGAAAAUGGUCAGCAAACAAGUUCAAUCCAAGUACAUUUCCGACUCAGAUGGACGACACAAUCCCAUCCCGCGAACCGAGCUCCGGUACUUCGAAUUGAGCUUCCACAAGAAGCACAAGAACAGGGUUCUUGAGGACUACAUGCCUUACAUCUUGGAGGAAUCAAAAAAGGCGAAAGAGGAGAUCAAAACACUCAAACUGUUCACUCUGGAGCGUGACAGGAUGAGAGGAGGGAGCAGAGGGAACCCCUGGCAAUCAGUGAAUCUUGAUCAUCCAUCGACGUUCGAUACUUUGGCUAUGGAUUCGGAGAUCAAGACGACUAUAAUUGGGGAUCUUGAGAGGUUUGUGAAGAGGAAGGAGCAUUAUAGGAAGGUUGGGAAAGCAUGGAAGAGAGGGUACUUGUUGUUUGGGCCACCGGGGACCGGGAAGUCUAGCUUGAUCGCGGCAAUGGCGAAUUACCUUCAUUUUGAUGUCUAUGACUUGGAGCUGACUGAGAUUAGGAGCAAUUCUCAGCUGAGGAAGCUGCUGAUUUCGACUGCCAACCGCUCGAUACUGGUGGUGGAGGACAUUGAUUGCUCCAUUGAGUUUCAAGACAGGCUAGCAGCAGCAGCAGCAGCAGCAGCUAGGCCUAUGAAUCCUUAUCAACGUAAUCAAGGGUCUGGGGUUACCCUUUCAGGAUUGCUGAAUUUCAUUGAUGGAUUGUGGUCAAGCUGUGGGGAUGAGCGGAUUAUAGUGUUCACAACGAAUCACAAAGAUCGCCUUGACCCUGCUUUGUUGCGCCCCGGUCGUAUGGAUGUGCACAUUCACAUGUCCUAUUGCACCCCAUGCGGAUUCAAAAUGCUCGCCUCCAAUUACCUUGGAGUUACAGAGCACGCACUCUUCUUGGAGAUUGAAGAAUUGAUAGAGAUGAGCAAGGUGACUCCGGCUGAAGUUGGAGAACAGUUGAUGAAAACCGAGGAGGCUGACAUUGCGCUAAGAGGCCUUGUUGAGUUCCUCGAGGAGAAGAAGAAAAGUGAAGAAACCAAAGCUAGUGAAGUAGAAUCAGGAGCAUCUGGAGCAAAAGAUAUGGCAGAGCUUGAGGGAAAAUGUGGGUGUGAAAAAGAGGACGGUGAGAAGAUUCAAGAAACACUUGAGAUCAAGUAAAUUGUUGCAGCAGUUUGGAAGAAGAGUUUGUAUUUUUUCUUUUUUUCUCUUCUUUUUUUUUUUUUUUCUUUUUUGUUUCGAAAGUUCAAGCAAGCGUAGACACGCUAACAAUAUUAUCCUUCACAGUUUGAACACUCGAUCUGUCCUUUGGGGAGGAAAGAGAUGGGUAAUAUCUGGGUUUUAUGUAGAACAACCUCAUUUAUAUGCCAUAUAAUUUAUUA